UCGUCGUUGACUCAGGAAGAGAAGUGUAGUCCAGUAUUGCUCCCUGCAGUUGGCGUUUCUCAGCGAACUGGUUUUUUUUUUUUUUUACUCGUGUGUGGAAUCGUUUAAUCGCUGUGGACGCAGAAACAAAAAAAAAAACUUUCCUUCGCCAUCCAGUUGCAUAUGGUUUGUACACGGUGCGACGGAGCUGAGCCGCACCAGUAGAAGUGGAAGGCGAGGCUGUGUUUGGUAGCGGCUUUAGCACCCGAUACUCACGCUGUCUGCUCCUGGGCUCCGUGUUGAUUAACACUAGACUUUCAUCCCUUUACUCCCAGUGAUUGCUUGGAAGAUGGCGCUAGGCGGAUGGAAAUUCUAAUGACAGUUUCUAAAAUCGCCUCCAUUUGUACCAUGGGCACCAAUGCCUCCGCUCUGGAAAAAGAGAUUGGUCCGGAACAGUUCCCCGUCAAUGAGCACUACUUUGGUUUAGUCAAUUUUGGAAAUACCUGCUACUGCAACUCUGUCCUCCAGGCACUCUAUUUCUGCCGUCCGUUCCGCGAGAAGGUGCUGGGGUACAAGAGCCAGCCGCGUAAGAAGGAGAACCUGCUGACCUGCCUCUCGGACCUGUUCCACAGCAUUGCCACGCAGAAGAAGAAGGUGGGAGUCAUCCCCCCCAAGAAGUUUAUCACCCGGCUGCGCAAGGAGAACGAGCUGUUUGAUAACUACAUGCAGCAGGAUGCCCACGAGUUCCUCAAUUACCUGCUGAACACUAUCGCAGACAUCCUGCAGGAGGAGAAGCAGCAGGAGAAGCAGAACGGACGUCUUCCCAACGGCAACCUGGACAGCGAGAAUAACAACAGCCUGCCCGACCCCACCUGGGUGCAUGAGAUCUUCCAGGGGACCCUCACCAACGAGACCCGGUGCCUGACCUGUGAGACUAUCAGUAGUAAAGAUGAAGACUUUUUGGACCUCUCUGUGGAUGUGGAGCAAAACACAUCAAUCACACACUGCUUAAGGGGGUUCAGCAACACAGAGACACUGUGCAGCGAGUACAAAUACUACUGUGAAGAGUGCCGAAGUAAACAGGAGGCACACAAGAGGAUGAAGGUGAAGAAGCUGCCUAUGAUCCUGGCCCUCCACCUAAAGAGGUUCAAGUACAUGGACCAGCUGCACAGACACACCAAGCUGUCCUAUCGGGUUGUCUUUCCUCUGGAGCUGAGGCUUUUCAACACGUCGGGCGACGCCACCAACCCAGAGCGACUGUACGACCUUGUGGCUGUGGUGGUGCACUGCGGGAGUGGUCCAAACCGAGGGCAUUAUAUUGCAAUUGUGAAAAGUCAUGAUUUCUGGUUGCUGUUUGACGACGACAUAGUAGAGAAAAUAGACGCCCAGGCCAUCGAGGAGUUCUACGGACUGACCUCUGAGAUCUCGAAGAACUCUGAAUCUGGGUACAUCCUGUUCUACCAAUCCAGAGACUGAGAGCGCUGCUCGCCAGACCGUUCCAGCACUGUUCCACUGCCCGGCAGUCCCUGUGGAAACGAGCACUGAAACACACAGGGUUCCGGGAGGGGGGAGCCCAGGCAGGAGGGGCGUGGCUUACCAAACGGGACACAAAUGCUCAAUCAACAAGAGUGCAGGUUUACUAGCUCAGGUAUUGCAGCUGUUAUCAGAGUUCCACCUCUACUGUGCACUGGCUCUCUCUCACACGCACAUACACUGACACACACACACACUGACACACACACACACACACGAAAAGCUGACACACACACACACACACGAAAAGCUGCAGGCAAUCUUUUUCAAACUUUUUUUUUUCACUCCAGCCCCCGCCCCCUUCAUCAUUUUCAAAGCAACGUUGAAUUACCGUUUUUCUUGGGGGCUGUGGUCUUUACUUCCUCAGAUUUUGCUCUUUUUGAAAGAUUGCUUUGUUACGUAGGAAAAACUGGUGCAAUGGUGUAGUCCUUAAAAACAAAAAGAAAAACUAUCUAUAUCUAAUCUGUCUGUCUCUUAGUUUUAAUAGUAUUGCUGUUAGUUCUGCAUGCUAGGCAGUGUGCUCAUUCUCCACACCCCUCUCUGUUCUUAAAUUCUUACUGCUUCAAUCCACUUGUUGUGACUCAUUUAGAUUAAAUGGCUGCAGUCAGUACCCUCCCUUCCCUCGGCCACGGUGCGCCUGCAGUCAGUACCCUCCCUUCCCUCGGCCGCGGUGCGUCUGCAGUCAGUACCCUCCCUUCCCUCGGCCGCGGUGCGCCUGCAGUCAGUACCCUCCCUUCCCUCGGCCGCGGUGCGCCUGCAGUCAGUACCCUCCCUUCCCUCGGCCGCGGUGCGCCUGCAGUCAGUACCCUCCCUUCCCUCGGCCGCGGUGCGCCUGCAGUCAGUACCCUCCCUUCCCUCGGCCGCGGUGCGCCUGCAGUCAGUACCCUCCCUUCCCUCGGCCGCGGUGCGCCUGCAGUCAGUACCCUCCCUUCCCUCGGCCGCGGUGCGCCUGCAGUCAGUACCCUCCCUUCCCUCGGCCGCGGUGCGUCUGCAGUCAGUACCCUCCCUUCCCUCGGCCGCGGUGCGUCUGCAGUCAGUACCCUCCCUUCCCUCGGCCGCGGUGCGCCUGCAGUCAGUACCCUCCCUUCCCUCGGCCGCAGUGCUUUCUGUAGUAUUUCUGGAGACUUUGUUUAUAGCGCCGGUCCCUUGUCACCCACCCCUCUCAUCGUUGUACGGCGACAGGUGUAUGAAUGUAAAUAGAGCUGUGAUUGCAGGGCUGAAUCAUGGGCAGUUAGCUUGACAUUGAGACACUGGGAUAGUGUCUUUCACAGGCAAGCCAAGGAGCCCUCUCCUGGUUGAUGUUAAUGUCUUUACUGUCAGUUUGUACAGAAAGAAUGUAUUUUUUUCUGCUGCUGUUGGUAUUCUUGGUGAAUUCCCGAUAUUCACUGUUUUAUUGUUUUUGGUGGUUGUUGUUUUAUUUCUGUGGCUCAGGAUAUUCAUAUUAUGUUGUAAUAAACUUUUUUGAAGCCCUGAGGCAUGUACAGUAUAUCAGAAAUGGUAGGGCCAGAUUUCAAGUUUUGUUGUUCAGGCGACACUGCCAAAAUUGGAUUGGAGUCUUUAUAGACACACAUCAUUUUUUUUGUUUGUGUAUGCAUAGAACUUGCUGGGCGAGGUGGGGGGCAGAACAUAGGGUUACCGAAGCUAUAGGUGAAGUGGCUGCUUAAUUGAAGAGGCAGUUCGUGCAGGGUUCACUCAAUAUACCUCUUAACAAACAGCACUGUGCAUUGAAACCACUGCUGCUCUUAAAGGAGUGCUGUGGGGUUUUUCAUGAAAUGUAUCACUUUAGUUACAGUAGUGGAAAACAGUGCAGUUGGAAACACAUCUUAGCCACACAUUAACUGUGUUCUGUGUUGCGUCACUGGAUCUGUUUGAAUAAGAUUGAUUGUCCUUCUGCUGUGUUUGUUUUGGUUGUAGAGAUUAUACUAAGUAAGGUGGGGGGAUUGAUUAAAGAGUUAAAGCUGAUCUCUGUUUUAGAUUGUUAAAUUAUUUCUCACUGGGACUCCCAAUGCAACACUGUCUUAUAGCCCCAUCUGCUGGGAGUGCCCUGACUGGAGUGCCAGAUACUCCCUGUCUCAUUGCUGCCUGUUCCAUGCUUGUUCCUGGGGCAGCAGUGUUUGCUGGUGCAGCCUCCACCACUGCCUGAUAAUGACACAAACAGAAUCCCAAGUGCAGAGGCAUAGCAUGUGUUGAAUGUGACCAGUCUCCUUCACAGAUGUAUCUAAAAGACUGUUUGCUACAUCUUGUAAGGGGCAGCCCAAGUCUCCAGUUCCCAGAUCUAACUGUUCAAGUCCUGUUUUGAAUGUUUUGUAGUGCAUGUUUUUGACCCUCCUCUGGGCAGGCCUGCAUAUUGUAAUUUUGCUUGGUUAAGAAACGACUUGAUCGGAAUCAAGUGGCUUCUUCAAACGUCUUCUUCUUCUGUAGCUUGAAAAGAGGAGAGAAUGAUUGGAAAGUGGAGUCAGCUUCCUGAUGACACUAAAUUCAAAAGCAACCCGCGUCGGUCUCCUCAUCAGCUGGCUUCUCGCCCUCUUCAGUUCUUAAGUCUGUUCCAUGUCUUCUUGGUGCUUUUUUAAUCAGCGGGACAGAAUGGCAAAGUCCAGCCAUUGUGAACAGUUCUUUAUUGUAGCCGGGUAGCUGUUUGAUCUUGGGCAGGCUGGAGGGUUGAUAUGUGACCCUUGAUCUCCUCUAAUCCAAGCCCACAUACACAGACCAAACCACUGUUUGGUUGGACCAGAUCCUGUUGAUGGACCCACUGGCAGACCUGUCUUGCUGUUUGCUUAACAGGUUUUUAGUAGAAGCUGACCUGUUAAAAUGGGGAUACAACGCAGUGCGUUAUUUUAGUUUUUCUUUGCUGCUGUUCUGAAUGCAGCACAUCAUUAUUCAGUCAGUUACUAGCAGGAUUGGGGUCAGUUCCUUUUUAAAAUCCAUUCCCAAUUCCAAUUCCCAUUGCCUUUUAAUCAAUUGCAAUUCCCAGUAUUCUGUUAAAAUGAGCUUCUCGCAUUGGCGACAGCGUACUUCCAUUGAAGUCACUCUCUGUCAAUUAAAUUGGCUUCCAAAUAAAAGCAGGCGAGCAAUCCCAGCAACGCGUGUGUCUCUCACAUGUGCAUGGCAGCUCCUGUGAAGGAAUGGGGAUUGAUUUGAUAAAGGAAUUGGAAUUGAAACACAGGAGCGGACCCCGGCCCUGGUUAAUUCCACCAUCACAUCACAUCUUUUUUUUAUAGUAAAUACACAUUAAUCUGUUUGUGCCGAGCGUCAUAUCUAUUAAAUCUGUUGCUUAUUUAUUUUUAUUUUUAUUUAGGCCUUUUUUGCAUGUUUUUUUUUUUUUUAAACUAGCAGGUGUAACUUCUCGUGCAGCUGAGACAGUGAAGGGGGUGUGAAGUUUAAUGAACGAACCCCCCCUGCAGCAAACCGCCCCACACGCAGUGCGCCUCCGCGUUUCUACUGGAGCUGAACCACUGCAAGGGCGUCUUCAUUAGCUGUUAAAGGUGGAACUCUAUCAGAUAGAUAGAGGUGUGCUCUGUAUAUGUUCCUAGGGAUCAACAGCUCCCUUAUUUUGUACAUUGGGUCAAGUAUUUCUACAAGAGACAAUGUAUGUUAUUUGUUAAUAUACCAGAUGUAAAAAAAGCUGAAAUAAAAAAAAAAUAAGAAUUACAAUAAAUAAUGAAAGAAAAUAUACUCUAAAUUAUAAAAUGUUGCACUUUUGAUACAGAUUUCUAGGUGUUUUGGCGGGUGUCUGUAAGGGUUUGCUUGCGACAGCCUGUUGUGAAAUGAUCCUUUUCUGUUCUAAAGAGAUAAUAUUAAUAAAAAGAAAUAGAGAAAGAAGUAAAUACAGGCCGUCUCUUGUUUGA
Polyodon spathula (Mississippi paddlefish) is the source of this 5357-nucleotide messenger RNA. It is a transcript of the gene usp12a, whose product is annotated as ubiquitin specific peptidase 12a. Gene Ontology annotation, cellular component: cytosol; nucleus. NCBI's taxonomy places the organism in Eukaryota, Metazoa, Chordata, Actinopteri, Acipenseriformes, Polyodontidae. The record is from RefSeq and is a predicted model, not a curated record. The transcript is spliced from 9 exons. Gene Ontology annotation, biological process: protein deubiquitination. Bases 343 to 1455 code for a protein of 370 amino acids. Gene Ontology annotation, molecular function: cysteine-type endopeptidase activity; cysteine-type deubiquitinase activity.